Drosophila kikkawai is the source of this 3106-nucleotide messenger RNA. It is a transcript of the gene Pgant5, whose product is annotated as polypeptide N-acetylgalactosaminyltransferase 5. Gene Ontology annotation, biological process: protein O-linked glycosylation. NCBI's taxonomy places the organism in Eukaryota, Metazoa, Arthropoda, Insecta, Diptera, Drosophilidae. The record is from RefSeq and is a predicted model, not a curated record. Gene Ontology annotation, molecular function: polypeptide N-acetylgalactosaminyltransferase activity. Gene Ontology annotation, cellular component: Golgi apparatus.
UUCAUUCGGCAACACACUGCGACCACUCGUCAACAAAAUAAUUUUUUUCAGCCGAGGAAUGUCGCGUCGCGCAUGACUAAAUUAUUCAUUAAGGAAUAUUCAGUGCUGGUGCAAGUGCAAGUCAGCAGCAACUCGCAGCAGCUCCCAAAAGGUUUUUCGCCACACAAGCUGUUGAAUAAUUUAAUCGAAGGUCUCGCGAUAAAUAGAGAGAGCGAUAUUCGAUAGACGACAAACUAAAAGUGGUCCGGGAAUGAGUUUUCCAAGGCGAAACCGGACCUGGAACUCGUCUCCAUGGAAUACUGAUCGUUGCUAAAAGGAUGCGGAUACUUUCAUACCAUAAAGAAGGCCAACAACUACAACAGAGGCGGCAAUAAUCAAGGUCAAAUCGAAGGUUAGCAUGAAAGAGAGUGGUAGGAAGACAGGCCGAAGACAGACAGCUAGAGAGAGAGACGAGGCGAGACUAGAGGAGCUCCCAUAUGUGCCAACAACUACAACAACAGCAACUAAAAGAACCACAAAUUUAAUAACAUUUCACGCUUGAGGGAGCGAUAAAAGUCUGAUAACGAAAGAUAACCGAUAACCAACCACACAAGAGCAACAACAUCAACAUUACAAAUAUAAGGCAACACAAAACAACAUCAACAUAUCGUCGAGAAACUAGAAGAGAGAAAAAAUAAAACAACAGGGUACUAAAAUGAUCGUCCCUCACUAAAAAUCAAGAUAUUACAAAGUUCCACAUCAUCAACAUUUCCGAAGAUCAGCAGUUAACCCGCAGUUAACAGAGAGACAUAUAGUUAACAUUGAGACGUAGCCACAAUCAUGACCUUCUCCACCUUCACACGCAAAAUGCGCGGACGCAUGCGCUCCAACACCUGCAGGAUUGUCCUACUCACUUCACUCGUAUGGGUGAUAUUCGACUUUGUGCUCAUCGCCCGCUACUCGGAUUGCAUCGGCAAGGACGGAUGGCGCUGCAAGCGAUCGGGGGAGUACGACGUGGAGUUACCCAACGCCGAGCGUCUGGUGGAUGACAACCAACUAGUGGACGACAAUGAGAUUAAUACAGAGAAAUCCUUGGAUGGUGAUUCGGGAGCUCUUAUUAUGGGACAGGGCUUUGCGUCCGGUGGCAUUUCAAUGACCUAUCCCAGUGUGGUGCUUAAAAAGUGGUUCCUGGCUCCCUCUGUGCAGGAGGCGAAAGGCAAGCCCGGCGAGAUGGGCAAGCCGGUGAAGAUACCCGCUGACAUGAAGGAUCUCAUGAAGGACAAGUUCAAGGAGAACCAGUUCAAUCUGUUGGCCAGCGACAUGAUCUCGUUGAAUCGGUCGUUGACUGAUGUGCGGCACGAAGGUUGCCGCCGCAAGCACUAUCCCUCAAAGCUGCCAACCACUUCAAUUGUGAUAGUUUUCCAUAACGAGGCCUGGACGACGCUGCUGCGAACCGUGUGGAGUGUGAUCAAUCGUUCGCCGCGUGCUUUGCUAAAGGAGAUUAUCCUAGUGGACGAUGCCAGCGAGAGGGAUUUCCUGGGCAAACAGCUAGAGGAGUACGUAGCCAAGCUUCCUGUCAAGACGUUUGUGCUGCGCACAGAGAAACGUUCGGGCUUGAUUCGGGCCCGCCUCCUAGGUGCCGAGCAUGUCAGUGGCGAGGUAAUCACCUUCCUGGAUGCCCAUUGUGAGUGCACGGAGGGCUGGCUGGAGCCUCUGUUGGCGCGCAUCGUACAGAAUCGUCGAACGGUUGUGUGUCCCAUUAUUGAUGUCAUUUCGGAUGAGACAUUCGAGUAUAUCACGGCCUCGGAUUCCACGUGGGGUGGCUUUAACUGGAAACUCAACUUUAGAUGGUACCGAGUGCCAUCGCGUGAAAUGGCGCGCAGAAAUAACGAUAGAACUGCUCCGCUGCGCACUCCUACUAUGGCCGGUGGUCUGUUCUCCAUCGAUAAGGAUUACUUCUAUGAGAUUGGCUCCUACGAUGAGGGCAUGGACAUCUGGGGUGGCGAGAAUCUGGAGAUGUCGUUCCGUAUUUGGCAGUGCGGCGGCAUUUUAGAAAUAAUACCCUGCUCCCAUGUGGGUCACGUGUUCCGUGACAAAUCGCCGUACACCUUCCCCGGCGGCGUGGCCAAAAUUGUGCUGCACAAUGCGGCCCGAGUGGCCGAAGUUUGGCUGGACGAGUGGCGUGAUUUCUAUUAUUCGAUGAGCACAGGUGCUCGCAAAGCUUCGGCUGGCGAUGUUAGCGAUCGUAAGGCUCUGCGAGAUCGGCUCAAGUGCAAGAGCUUCCGUUGGUAUUUGGAGAACGUUUAUCCCGAGAGCUUAAUGCCCUUGGACUAUUACUAUCUGGGAGAGAUCCGCAAUGCGGAAACGGAAACCUGCCUGGACACGAUGGGACGGAAGUACAACGAGAAGGUUGGCAUUAGCUAUUGCCAUGGCUUGGGUGGCAACCAGGUGUUUGCCUACACCAAGAGACAGCAGAUCAUGUCGGAUGACCUGUGCCUGGACGCAUCCAGCUCCAAUGGUCCCGUCAACAUGGUUCGAUGCCACAACAUGGGCGGCAAUCAGGAGUGGGUCUACGAUGCGGAGGAGAAGUGGAUACGCCACACGAAUACCGGUCAGUGCUUACAGCGAGCCACAAGGGACGAUGCCAAUACGCCGCUGCUGCGUCCCUGCAGCUACGGAAAGGGCCAGCAGUGGCUGAUGGAGUCCAAGUUCAAGUGGCAGGCUCACUAGCUGAAUGACACCGAUGACUACAACUAAACUAAAACGGAUCCUACUAACUAUAUACAUACUGAGAACUUCCAAUUUUUGUGUUUAGACCAUGAUGUUUGCUCUUGUUCUUUUGACAUUUAAUUAGCCUUUUAGUUAUACUCUCUAUCUCCUAUUCUCUGUGUGCGUGAAUGUGUUUGCUGCCGGAGAGCCAACUCCUUCGGCGGCAGGUUGUCUUCCCAAAAACAAAAAACAAAUUGUGAGUGUGCUUGUGAGUUAUAUAUCCUAAGUACAUGAUGGGCAUGUACAUGUAUGUAGGCAGGCAGUUGUACGAUUUAUCUAGGUAUAUACACAUAUGUAUUUGUAAUGUAAUUUACAUUUAGCUUCGAGACCAAGUACCAAUAAAUUGGCAUUUAACUGA